Messenger RNA from Candida albicans SC5314, 5055 nucleotides. RefSeq lists its product as uncharacterized. The record is from RefSeq and is a predicted model, not a curated record. Gene Ontology annotation, cellular component: nucleus. The coding region runs from base 1 to 5055 and encodes 1684 amino acids. Gene Ontology annotation, molecular function: histone demethylase activity; DNA binding. Gene Ontology annotation, biological process: chromatin remodeling. NCBI's taxonomy places the organism in Eukaryota, Fungi, Ascomycota, Pichiomycetes, Serinales, Debaryomycetaceae. The transcript has a single exon.
AUGUCUUAUCACUCUGAUGACCAUAGUCACAAUCAUAGCCAUAGUGUCAACAAUGAACAAACAGAAACCAUCUACAAUCCCAAGGCCAAGUUCCCUAAAACCUCAAGAUUCUUUAAUAACUCGUCCUUGCCUGAUUUGAAAACUUUUGAAGUUAUUAGGCAAAACAAAAAGAUCUUAUUCAAUGGUCAACUGACAAAUUUCAAUUAUUCACCAUUUAAUUUGCCUCAGCAAAAACUCAAAGCUAGUAUACCUUUGGAUUAUAGAAAUUUGCCUAGCAAGAUUUUAACACUGCCUGCUAGCGACUCUGUUUCUUCGAAAAACGAAGUCCCAUGUUUCUCUUUAACACCAGAGCAGACAAAAGACCCCAUAGCAUUCAUUGAGAGUGUAAUGGACGUUGGUAAAGAAUAUGGUGCUGUGAAAGUAAAACUACCUCAAGACGAUGUUGAGUUAUUUCAAACCACAAAUCAAAUAAACUCCGACUUGUUUUGGUUUCAAACGAAUAAAUUACUAAAUAAUCCUCCUGAAGAUGAAGUAUACAUGCGAUUGAAGUUUCAUCAUGAUUUGCUCGAAUUUCUUCAAAGUGAGGACCUGGUAAAAUAUGAAGACCAAGAAAACAAAAGAGGUAGUAAUGCUUCUGCUUCUUCUGCUUCUCAGCAAACCAAUAAAAUGCCCAUGAUUGAUAAACGUCCAUUAGAUUUGUACAAAUUAUUUCAAUCAGUGAUGAUCCGUGGUGGGUUCGUCGAGGUGAUAAACAAAAAACUUUGGGCUCAAAUUGGUAGAGAACUAGGUUAUAAAGGGAAAAUUAUGACAAGUUUGAGUAGUUCCUUAAAGUCCUCGUAUCAAAAAAUUCUUUAUCCGUAUGAAUUAUAUCUUCGAGAGAAACAGUCUAUUUUAGAAGCAAAAGAGGAAGAACUAAAACAUGUACAAGUGAAAAAGGAAAAUAAAAUCGAUUUUUUGGUUAAUCAUGAUGACUCUAACGAGGAUUCACAAAAGAAUUUGAAUGGGAAAAGGGGGUUAGAUGAAGAUUUUUCAACCAACAAAAGGAUUAAAACUGAGGGUUACACUGCACCGUUAAUUAUAGGUUCAGCUAAAGAUUUUAGAAGAUCGGUCAAAUCAAAACUAAGAAAAGGAUAUCUUUUAAAUUCCCCAUUAUCAAUCGAUGUUAAACAACCCAAUGUCUUUACCAUAAAACAAGAUGAGAAAAAACGAAGGAGACAAAAUGAAAAAGUGGACAUUAGUAUACUGCCUCAAACACAGUUGGAUUCUGCAAUUCGCUACAUAGCAAAUAGUCAAGAUGAUUCGAGAGUUAAAGCGGCACCCAAAAUAGCUUCUAUUUAUACAUUGCGACAAUUCAUGGAAAAGGAUAUAAAAUUCCAAGAGUUUUUGGUUCAGAACAACCUGAUCCAGUUUAACAACGUCAAUGUUACCGAUCGGAACUUGAUAUCUCAUCAAUGUCUAGAGAAAUUAUAUUGGGAAUAUAUUAGUAGUAGCAAGGGAUCAAAUUUGUUGAAUUUCGGUUUAGAAUUGGAAAUGGGGAAAGAUAUUCCGAAUUACAUAAAUGGAUCUGGGUUUGUGAAAAUGGGUGAUGAUUUGAUAAAUUACAAAAAUUAUUUAAAUAGUGAACAUUUGAAUUUGUCUCAUGCUAAACUGGGCCCUCAUAACUCGUCAAACUCGAUUAAAACUGGUAAUUCUACAGUAAACCAGUUUGUCCAAUUUGAUCUGCAAAGAUUCAAUGAUGAUCAAUAUAUUAAAAAAUUAUUCAAGUCAGCAUUGCAUCCAUGGAAUUUACAUAACUUACCAAUUUUGCCAAACGCUUUGUUGGGUGCUCUAGAUAAAACUGAUGUUAACGAUUAUGAUUUAAAUGAAUCAAGAAUAAAUAUUGGGAUGACUUUUUCUACGGAAAAUUGGACUUGUGAAGAUCAUUUCACUAAUUUAAUCAAUUUCCAGUUUUUUGGAGCAGUCAAAAAAUGGUAUUUCAUCCCAGAACUGGAAUUUGAAAAAUUUGAAAGAUUACUUGAAAACAUACAGAUGAAAGACCAACUGAGAUCAAAUAUAAAUAAUAAAAAACAGGUGGAUAUUGAUAAAGUAAUGAAUCUUUUGAAAAAACUGGAUGAAGAUGUGGAUUAUGAAGUUGUUUUGAAAACGUUAGAUAAUCUAAUUAAUGUUGACAAAGAUGUACGAUUAAAUAUUGGAAAUGAAGGAUUUGCCAACUUUAUUGGCGAGGGUGCAAAAUUCAAUUACAAUCAAGAAUUUAUGAUUACGCCAGAAUUACUCGAUCGUUUUGGUAUUAGAUAUACUACAACGAUACAGGAACCAGGAGAAUGCAUUAUAAAAUUCCCCAAAACAUUCUCUUCGACAAUAUCAUUCGGGUUUAAUUUGAGUGAAGAAGUCAAUCUAGCAACAAAAAGUUGGCUAAAUUAUGCAUUGGAGAGUGAAAAGUGGUUAGCAAAACAGAAUAUCAUACCUGGAUUUCUGACAUUUAAAUUACUUGUAAACCUUGCAUUGAUGUAUGAAGGAGGUACUAACUUACUAUUUGAUUCAGAUAUAUUCUAUAAAGCAGCAUCAAUGUAUGAUCAAUUGUAUCAAGAGGAGAUCAAUCUUAGAAAUGAAGUAAGAAAGUUUAGAAUUAAAGAAGUGGUAGUCGACGACACAGUUGAUAUGUUGUCAGAUGAUUUCUUUGCUAACCUUUAUCCAUCCAGAAUAGUGGUGACAGAUCCAAAAUCCAAGAAGUCAAUAAUUAUAUCAAUGCAAAAGUUCAUACAAUGUCAACAACAAGAACAAGAAGAACAACAAAAUUCUAUUAAACAGUUUCAACUAGAACUACAGUUGUGUUAUUCUGAUGAGAAACUAAGGUAUUUUUCAAGAGUAUUGAAUGGUUAUUCUGUUGAUUUUGAAUCUUGGGUUACUAAUUAUGAACAAUUGAUGAGAGAGAAUUCGGAUAUUUUAUUGAAAACAUAUAAAGGAAUACUAAGCGAUGGUGAGAAAAUUUACUCAUCAAUUGUCUCAUCAGCUGUUAAACAACAAGAUAUUGAUCAAGAAAAGUUUAAAAAGUUCAAAGAUCAAGUAGAAAAUUUGCGGUCUUUUAUUGAUAAUUCAAAUGCUUUCGUUGAAAAAUGUCAGAAUUUAUUGUCUAUAAAGCAUCAACAAAGGAUUAGAAACGGUAAUGAUGUUUUCCGUGAAAAAUUUUAUUCUUAUACUGACUUGUUGAAAUUGGUUGACAGUAUACCGCAAUUAAACUUUAUGUGUUCUGAAAUUGAACAAAUCUUAGAAUUUAAAAACGAAAUUGAGAAUUUUGACAAGGCUAGUAGGUUAUUAUUGUCCAAGAAAAACAAAUCUAUUCAAGAAUUUGAUGACUUAAUCAGUUUGGGAGAAAGUUUUGGUCUUGAUAUUCCAUCAUUAAAUUUCAUCAUUCGAAUCAGAGAUCGGUUGAAAUGGUUGCGAACUUAUUCUUUGAUUGAAAAAGGAGUAGAUCCUUAUGGAGACAAGAAUGAAGUGUUUUCAAUCGUGGAUUUGCGCAAAUUUUUGGACCAGGGGAUUUCUGUAUUAUCCACAGACGAUUUGCCAAUGAUUAAAGAAGUGGAAGCCAUAUUAAAUGCAAGUAAUGCCUUUGACCAUGAGGUAUCAAAAUUUUUAAAAUACAAUUAUGUACAGGAGUUGGACUUGAAUCGAUUAGGUGAUAUUGCAAAAAGAUUUAGUACUGAAAAGUUGUUUAUUUCUAUGAAUAAUUACCUUGAGUUAUCUAAAUUACAUAUUAAUAUUAAGUUGAUUGAGCAAUUCAAAGAAUUGGAGUCAGCUUCGUAUCCUGAACUCAAACAGUUGCAUAAUUCUGUGUUGGAAAGCGGUUUAAAGUUUGAAAGUGAAGUCUUAUCUAAAAAGUUGGCAUCAGUUGAAUCAUGGAUUGACUCGAGUUGGAAUAAACUCUGUACAACUAAAGUUAUUACUACACUAAAUAAAAGAAUUGAUGUUGAUCACUUAAACUCAAAAUUGACUAUCAAUGCAAAACUAGUGGAAAAAUUGUUGCAUUUGCUUUAUAAAUCUGAGUUUAGUUUAUCCGAGGACGACAAAUAUGAAGAAUCUUCUUCGUACUUGGCAAUUAAACUGGAUCAGGCUGAUGCUUUACAGGAAGAUGACGAGAUUACCCCCCAAUAUUAUUGUGUAUGCAGAGAAUAUGAGUAUGGUACCAUGGUUGAAUGUGACAAGUGUAAUGAAUGGUAUCAUGUUCAGUGUGUUAAAGAUGUUUCAAAUCCAGAUGCUGAUAAAUAUAUUUGUCCAACGUGUCUCGUGAUAAGCAUGUCAAGUAAUUACAAUCAAUUUUUGCAAGACCAAAUUACUCUUGGUGAAUUAAAAGAAAUCUAUGCGCACGGUGAAUUAUUAAAUGCUCAGUCAAUUAAUGAAAUGAUUAUUAUGAAGGACUUGAUUGAUGAAUUAACCAAACAUCAUAUAGGGUUACAAGACCAAAUAGCACGAGUCGUUUUACAGAGUGAUAUUACCACUAAACUAGACUGUUUAAGAUUCAUAUUGCGCAAAUUGUAUGGCAACGGUGUGCUAUUAAAUGACAUUUGGGAUCAUGUUUUGAAUUUGAUUAGGGAAUAUGAAAAGAUUCUUGAAGAUGCUAAAAAGUUGAGCAGUGAAAUCAAACCGAUUGAGAAUGUUCCUACCACGGAUAAUGUUGAACAAGUGACUCAAAAGGAUGAACCGGCGUUAUUGUCAAGCAAUAAAGAGCCUACUAGCAAUCAAGAAAAAAGCAAUUCAGAUACAGUUGAAAAAUUAGUUGAGACAAGGGCUGGUACUGCUCUUGAUACUGAGAUACCAGCUGGAGGUCUACAAAUUGCUGAAAAGAAUGUGGCACCUGAAGAAGCGUCUAAUAAUUCGGAGAAGGCUCAAAUUCUGGCACAACAGUCAGUUGCCCCACAAGUUACAAAUAUUACUGUUGACAAAAUCUCUAAUAAAACUGAGGAUAAUAGAGAUGCUGUAAAACAGACUGAACUAGAACAUUCAGAAAACCUUUCGACUUCUCAAACUGAACUGACCCAAGCAAUAACUGUUGAGAAAUAA